AUGUCAAGGUCGUUCUAUGUGGAUUCUUUAAUCGUGAAGAAACCCGGGGUGUCCCCACCCCCCACCUCCAGCCCCCACAUCCAGACGAUGAUGGUGCCGACCCUGCUGGCCAGGUCUCGUCCCUCGCACCAUCUCCACCCCUCCCCCGGGAUCGCCUGCUACACCCGGCACCCCGGCGACCUGUUUGGGGCGUUCUGCUGCCCCCUGUGUGUGCAUGUCCCGACCAACGCUCUGGCGCCCCAUAGCCUGUCCGCCCAUGGCCUGACGUCAGCGCAGUUGAUGACGUCGGCCCAUCUGAUGACGUCACACCCCUCCUCGUCAGGGCCCAGAAGGCCAGCAUCACCGCCGACAGUGACGUCAUCAUACAUCCCGCCUUUCUCGCAUCACAGUGACGUCAGCGUGAAGUCUCCGCCCCUGUCACAAGACCCCCACCCCGACAGCUGUGAGCAGACCCCUCAUCAUCCCCCCACCCACAGCUGUAGGGACAGAAAGAGGCGACAAACUGAGACAAGCGUCAAUGGCCCAUCAGACGACCUCCCUUCAUGCAAGCGGAUGAGGACAGCUUUCACCAGCACCCAGCUGCUGGAGCUGGAGCGAGCAUUCAGCUCUAAUAUGUACCUGUCCCGACUGCGCCGCAUAGAGAUUGCCACCUGCCUGAGCCUGUCCGAAAAACAGGUCAAGAUCUGGUUCCAGAACAGGCGCGUCAAGCAGAAGAAGGAAGGACCGGAAGUGACGUGUAAGUGCCUGAGAUCCUGUACCAGCCACGUCAAGCAGGCUGGGCAGGGGAAGCAGAGUCAGCCAGCAGACUGUGAGCAAUUAAACCGUGUGACGGAGUCAUCGAGUCCUGCGUCACGUGACUCCCCAGACCACGAGCAGGGCCGGAAACUGGAGGUCAAAGGUCAUCGCGACCCUGACUUGGUGCCGUGUUGCCAUGGCGACGUUAAAGGAACUCUGGCUGGUGUGACGGAAGUGACGAAACAAAUGAGAAACAUUUCGCCGGGCGGCAACCAGAUAAACGUCUAG
Messenger RNA from Physella acuta, 1023 nucleotides. RefSeq names its product GS homeobox 1-like. Gene Ontology annotation, biological process: regulation of DNA-templated transcription. Gene Ontology annotation, cellular component: nucleus. NCBI's taxonomy places the organism in Eukaryota, Metazoa, Mollusca, Gastropoda, Physidae. The record is from RefSeq and is a predicted model, not a curated record. Gene Ontology annotation, molecular function: sequence-specific double-stranded DNA binding; DNA-binding transcription factor activity, RNA polymerase II-specific.